CACAUCUCCAACUUUUGGAUUCUUAGUCGCCAUGAGCAUGAUGGACGUGGAUGUACAACCUCCGACACAGUUGACUGCUAUUGCCUCUCCUCAGCUCGCAGAUGGAUUGGCUACUCUGCCUAUGUUGAUUCCCUUGAACGGCGCUGUCGUCAAUGGAAACAGCACACUACCCACCGAGCCCCCAUGCGAGACCGUCUAUGUACAGAAUCUCAACGAGAGCGUCACGAUGAAUACCCUUAAGCAGACCUUAACUAAUCUUUUCAAAAAUUAUGGCGAGGUCUUGGACGUCGUCGCGCAUCACAACCUACGAAUGCGUGGACAGGCUUUUGUCAGCUUUGCCGACCCCGAGGCAGCAGCGAAGGCUGUCAAGGAGGUGGAUAGAUUUCCAUUGUACGGAAAGCCCAUGAAGCUCUCGUUUGCAAAGACGCGCAGUGAUGCUGUUGUCCAGAAGUUGGAUGGGACACAUAUGGAGGAGUACAAGGCAGAACGGAUGGAACGAAAGAAGCGUGCACGCGCGGACAACCCCCUGCGGCGGAAAGCUCAAGCACGGUUGAAGGCUAGCGCCGGUGACGGGACUGCGCCUCAGGCAGGAAGGAGAAUCGUUCAAAUGCCGGACGAAUAUCUGCCGCCGAACAAAAUUCUCUUCCUACAGAACCUGCCCGAUUCUACCACCCUCGAUCAGCUUCAAAUGCUCUUCUCGCAGUAUCCUGGUCUGCACGAAGUUCGUCUCGUACCAACAAAGAAGGAUAUUGCGUUCGUCGAGUAUGUGGACGAGAAUGCCGCCAGCACCGCAAAGGAUGCUCUACACAAUUAUCGGCUGGAUGGAGAGGCCAAGAUGAAAGUGACUUUCGCCAGAAAGUAGAAUUUUCAUGUUUGUCUUGCAUGUAUACUAGGAUUCGCCCCUGUAAUGCACCUUUGGUGUGUCUACUGCUUGACUGGCGCCCGCGAUCAACCC
Dacryopinax primogenitus is the source of this 955-nucleotide messenger RNA. RefSeq names its product RNA-binding domain-containing protein. Bases 32 to 862 code for a protein of 276 amino acids. The transcript has 5 exons. The record is from RefSeq and is a predicted model, not a curated record. Gene Ontology annotation, biological process: mRNA splicing, via spliceosome. NCBI's taxonomy places the organism in Eukaryota, Fungi, Basidiomycota, Dacrymycetes, Dacrymycetales, Dacrymycetaceae. Gene Ontology annotation, molecular function: U1 snRNA binding. Gene Ontology annotation, cellular component: U1 snRNP.